AUGUAGAACAAAAUAAAGAAAAUAAUUGUUAAAGAUGGAGUGACAGCAUUAUUUGAUGAACAACAAUAUCCAACUGGAAAAUGUGCAGUACUCUUAUGUAAUAAAGACAGGUUUCAUACUAAAUUAAAUUAGAUUUUUUGUUUCUUUAAUAGAAGCAUCUGCACAUUUAAGUAGAGAAUAUUUUGAUUUACAUAUAGAUGAAAUUAAAACAGCUUUAUCCAAGAGCUGAAUUAAUAAAAUAUGUUUUUGAAGUUGCAUAAGAAAGUAAAGUAAACACUUGCCUUUCUUUGUCUAUUGUAAAUGCAGCUAAUGAUAGAUUUAAAUAAAUUUUAUCCAUUUUACCUUAUGUUGAUUAUUUAUUUGGAAAUGAAUAAGAAGUAGGAAAAUUUGGAAAAACAUAGAUUGUAAAGGUGGUUUAGAAUAAAUAAUGAAAAAGAUAGCAGCAUAUAAUAAAAUUGGUGUUAAAGAUAGAGUUGUUGUUUGCACAUAAGGUCAUAAACCUAUUUUAAUAGCUUUAAAAAUGAUUUUCUAAAUGUAAAUGUAGAAACUGUAGAUUCAUCAAAAAUUGAAGAUACAAAUAGUGCUGGAGAUUCAUAUUGUUUAAGGUAUUGUUAAAUUAUAUUAUAAUUAAUUAGAUUUAUAGCUUAAUUAUUAAAUGGACCUGAUCUAAUUAAAUGUGUUAAAGAUGGAAAUUAUUCUGCAGCUUAAACAAUUUAACAUGAAGGUAGCACUAUACCAAAUUAUCAGUCAGAUUUUAAAUUUUGA
Molecule: messenger RNA, 765 nt
Organism: Paramecium sonneborni
Lineage: Eukaryota; Ciliophora; Oligohymenophorea; Peniculida; Parameciidae
Source: the annotation of a GenBank genome assembly